AUGGGCUGGAAGCGUGCCUUAUCGCUGCUGCGGGCAAUGCCGGAAGCCAGACUCGACGCAAACCAGCGCACUUGGAAUGCUGUACUGCGCGCCUGCGAAUCCGAUGCUCAGUGGGAGCUUGCCCUGAGUCUGAUGAGGGAGCUCUGGCUGACGGGCGUCGACAAGAAUACCCAGACGUUUCUCGCAGCGAUCGGCGCAUGCGCCCGGGCGAAGAAGUGGCAGGUCGCCCUGGCGCUCCUCGAGGACGCGCACCUGGAGCGUGCCGCGACCGAGCCGCACGUGUACUGCGCAGCGCUGAGCGCGUGCGCCAAGGCGUCGCGGUGGCAGGCGGCGCUCCGCGUGGUGUUCACCAUGGUCAGCCGCACCGUCUGGGUCGACGCGGCCACCUACAACGUGGCCAUCGACGCCUGCGCCGCGGGGCGGCAGCCCGCCCGCGCCUUCCAGCUGCUCCACGAGAUGCAGACCCUCGGCGUGCAGGCGGACCGCUGGACGGAGACCGCCGUCCCGGACGGCUGGAGCCUCGCGGACGCGCGGUGGGCGUGCGCGGGGGGGGGCGGCCGCUGGGAGGAGGCCUGGGCGAUCUUCGCGGCGGCGCCGGGAGACCGCAGCGCCCCGCAGAAGCACGGGCUGCGGCCCCUCGGCAGCCUGAGGCCAGGCGGGCGCGGGGUGGCGCCCCCGGGCGGCUGA
Prorocentrum cordatum is the source of this 687-nucleotide messenger RNA. The record is from the annotation of a GenBank genome assembly. Lineage: Eukaryota; Dinophyceae; Prorocentrales; Prorocentraceae.